Messenger RNA from Amphimedon queenslandica, 1243 nucleotides. Its product is annotated as RNA-binding protein NOB1-like. The record is from RefSeq and is a predicted model, not a curated record. The transcript has 8 exons. Gene Ontology annotation, cellular component: preribosome, small subunit precursor. Bases 634 to 1146 code for a protein of 170 amino acids. Gene Ontology annotation, molecular function: RNA endonuclease activity. Gene Ontology annotation, biological process: maturation of SSU-rRNA. NCBI's taxonomy places the organism in Eukaryota, Metazoa, Porifera, Demospongiae, Haplosclerida, Niphatidae.
CUCUCUCUCUCUCUCUCUCAGAAUGUCCUAUUACAGAUUGGUCUUAAUGUAGUCUCCAUUGAUGGAAUGUUAAUCAAGAGAAUAAGAACCUACGCUCAACAAUGCAAGGCCUGCUUCAAUAACUGAUUUCUCUAAGAAGACUGGUGAUUAUCAAAGUCUAUCAGCUGUUGAUCUUCGACUGAUUGCACUCACUUACCAGCUGGAGAAGGAGAGAGGGCCUCAAAGAGGAACCAAUUUAAGAACUGACCCAAUACAAACCAACAAAGAACAACAAAGGAUACCUUAUUCUACAGCUGGUUUCUACACUGGAAAGAAGCCACAGAAGAAUGAAGCAACAUUGAGUGACUCCCUCAAUGAUGUUGAUAUUAAUAAAGAAUGUGAUGACACAUCAACUGAACAAAACACUUAAAAGGAGGAAAGAAAGAGAACAAGAUGGAGAUAAAGAUACAGCACUAACUAAUGACAGUCUUGAGGAGCAAAUAGAAGAAGAGGAGGAGGAGGAAAGAGGAGAGGGAGAGGAUGAUGAUGAUAGUUGGAUUACUCCUGAUAAUUAUCAGUCAGUUUGUGAUGGUAUUGGUGGAUUGAUGGAGGAGACUAUUGAUGAGAUAUCUGUUGGCUGUAUGACCACUGACUAUGCUAUGCAGAAUGUCCUAUUACAGGAUUGGUCUUAAUGUUGUCUCCAUUGAUGGAAUGUUAAUCAAGAGAAUAAGAACCUACGCUCAACAAUGCAAGGCCUGCUUCAAGGUUUAUUUUAAAAGUGGUCUGUUGUUUUGUCCUAACUGUGGCAACAAGUCAAUGAUUAAAGUGCUAGCUGAUGUUGGUAAAGAUGGCCUCAUUCAUUAUUCAUCACUCAGUGAUAAACAGUUCAGUGAUAAAGGACUCAGAUACUCCUUACCAUUACCUAAAGGUGGUCGUAGACCUGAUCAGCUCCUCCUUUCUCUGGCCCAAAGACUCACAUUUUGUCUUCCUCGUUCUCGGAACAAACCACACCCACUAGACCCAGAUUACAUCAGUCAAUCAUUUCCGUUUUCUUUUAAUGACGUUACUAGUCGUGGAGCACAGAUAGCGUUUCGUGCCGGAGGAGGGCGUGGUCGAGUGGGAGGGGCUUGGCAUAGGAACCCGAACCAGGUUAGAAAGAAGAAAUGAAUAUACACAAGAAAGAACGACAAUAAUGAACAAGACAAAAAAUUUCAACAAUUUUAAGAACAUAAAUAGUACACAAGGUGUAGAGACAUUGUAAAUU